Molecule: messenger RNA, 2737 nt
Organism: Mycena citricolor
Lineage: Eukaryota; Fungi; Basidiomycota; Agaricomycetes; Agaricales; Mycenaceae
Source: the annotation of a GenBank genome assembly
CGCGGCUCUCCCAAGCGCAUAAUUCCGCCUACGUGAAGGACGCAGACGUGUUUAGAGUUCAACCACUGUGUACAGAGCUAUCUUGCGACUGUUGACCGUCAGAAAUGAGUUUCGAGAGACCGCACCGUGGUGGUGGCAACCGAAGACGCUACAGAGACGACUAUGAUGACCGCCGCCGCGAAACCUUCGAAUCUCCUGCAGACAAACUCAAGACGGCUAUCAUCAAGCUGGGCGACAUAGACGCGAAUGACGAGCUUGUUCAAAUCGAGAAGCAGAUUCGAGACCACACGCCUCUGGUAGUGGCCAAUAUCUCUGAAGCGAUUCGAAUCAGCGUUACGGAGCAGCCAUAUAAAAUCCCGUACUACGCGACUCUCGUCCGGCGCUUGCACGAUCCAGCCGCGGACGCGCCAGAGACUGAAGACAUCGGACCGUCGCUGGGGAGACAGAUCUUGGAGGACUUCUGGAAGGGGUUCCACGCGUACUUGGACCAGCUGGCGUGGCGAGAAACAAGAUUGUGUAUCCACUUCUUCGCACAUCUCACUGUCGCCAAGCUGAUUUCAACGGACUCCAUGAUCGCGCUGUUACAAUCCCUUACCGCAGUAUUGGAGGAAUUCGGCGUCUCCCAAGGACGGGCUAAAAAAGCUGCAGUGUGUGCGGCGGAAGGGUUGAUGAUUGGCGGGCCGAUCCUGAAAGCUACUUCUCCGACACAAGUUGAGGAAAUGAUCCAUGCCAUACAAGCAUACAACGAAAGCGCGGUGAAUACCAAAUCUCUGGUUACCCCAACAUACAAAAUUGGCAGAGCUGCGGGCAACGAACACUCUAAUGAGCUACUCGACAUGGCAUUGCAAGCGCUGCAAAGUCUCAACGACACUGACUUUGCAGCCACAGCAACCAGUUUCCUGCAGCCUUAUUCUGGAAUACCCGACCUGGAUCCUGCCACGUUCUCGCCUUACAAUUUGCCGUCGGUCCUGGUGCCUCCCGAGGUCAUCGAGUUGGACACUUUGUCGUCGGAAUCUGGCGAAGACGCCCAGGUGAAGAAAGAAGAAUGGCCAGAACACUUUGUGCGGCUAUUCGACAACGAGAUUACCGCAGACCCAACGACGCCGGCGGGCUACGCUGUUCACUCUGCGCUGCGCGACAUUGCGGAUAUAUUCGAAGUCAACCGCAAGGAAUCUGCCAGACUCUUGCUUGAAUACCCGCGGUGGACAGUUCCGGGGACGUUCAAGCCCAAACCAGGUGCUGCGGCGACCGUCGAACCGGUCCCAGGCAAGGACUGGCAGCUGGAGAGCACCGUCAUCGAAAACGUAUUGGGCGCGUACUUCAUUUUACCAGAGUCAUCACAAAAGUCCGUGUACUACAUCGCUCUGGUCACCGACCUGUGUAAGCUUUCGGCGUCAACCGUCGGACCGGCGGUGGGCAAGUCCAUCCGCAAGCUGUAUGGUCUCCUCGAUGAAGGGCUCGAUGUGGAGGUCGCUCGCCGAUUUUCGGAGUGGUUUGCAGUCCACAUGAGCAACUUUGGGUUCCAGUGGGUGUGGAAAGAAUGGGUCCCGGAUCUAUCUCUGAGCAUGUACCAUCCUAAGCGGACGUUCAUGCAGCGGGCACUAGAGCUGGAGGUUCGACUGGCCUACCACGAUCGGAUUCUGAAGACGCUCCCUGCUGAAAUGCAAGCCCCCGAAAGCGCCGUGAUCAGUGAAGAGGCGCCGGCCCCUUGGUACGAGUAUGAUGAUUCAGCUGGUCCCCAUCACGAAGCUGCCCAGUCAGUACUGAACCUGUUUCGAGGACGGGCUGUUGCUACUGAUGUGAUCGCGCACCUGGACGGGCUCAAAGCCACUUUGGAAGACGAUGACAAAAUCAUCCGCUCAAUCGUGGUACAGUCGCUGCUGAACGUCGGGUCGCGGUCAUUCUCGCAUCUGCUGAACGCCAUCGAGCGCUAUCUUCCGCUGCUGCGAAAUCUGGCUGCGGCUGGGGGCGAGGCGAAGCUGGAUAUCUUGCGCGCGUCGGCUGUGUUUUGGAAGAACAACCGGCACAUGGUGGUGAUCGUGUUCGACAAGCUGAUGCAGUAUCAGAUCGUGGACCCGACGGAUGUCGUCGCCUGGGUGUUCAGCACGGGCCAGAGCUUCAGUGCAUUUGAAUGGGAUGUGCUGCGAGGGGCGCUGGACAAGGCGGUGGGCCGGGUCGUCGUUGCCCGCAAGCGGGUGGUCGGAUUGCGCAAGGAGGACGACGAGAAACGGGCCCGGGUCAACGCUGGCGACGACGAAGCAAUGGAAGUUGACACUCAAGUGGUCAAAACCGACGAGUCGGCUGCUGCAGACAGUCCUGCGCUUGCAACUGCCGUCAAAGCAUUCACUAGUCUCACCCGGGAACAAAAGACUGCCCUUUCGCGAACAAUCGACGGCUUCGCGGAUCUCCUCAUGUCCAGCGAUGUGACGAAACUUGUGUGGGAAGCACGGAUGGGUUGGACUCGCACCGAGUGGGAUAUGUUCGAGGCCUGGGGCUGGUUCAGACAUUUCUGUCGUGUGUACGCGCCAUACCUCCGAAAUUACUCGGAGACGCUGUAUACGGUAUCUCUGGCCAAAUUCGAAGGCGCGUCAGAUCCCGCUGCGGAGCUGCUGCGCAAGACGUGGAGUAUUGCUACUGGCCAAGAGUAAUCACUCAGAUUUGUUGUUCUCUGUUUGCAAGUCGAUUUGAGUCUGAAACGGCGCAAGAGAACCAGUCGCGUUGAAGCGGUAGACAUCGG